Chelonia mydas (Green sea turtle) is the source of this 618-nucleotide messenger RNA. It is a transcript of the gene PDF, whose product is annotated as peptide deformylase, mitochondrial. Gene Ontology annotation, molecular function: peptide deformylase activity. Gene Ontology annotation, cellular component: mitochondrion. The record is from RefSeq and is a predicted model, not a curated record. Gene Ontology annotation, biological process: peptidyl-methionine modification; N-terminal protein amino acid modification. Lineage: Eukaryota; Metazoa; Chordata; Testudines; Cheloniidae.
AUGGAGCGGGAGGAGGUGCAGUGGUGUACAGGCCCAUCUCCAGGCAUGGCUGAGUGGGCGCCCAGCUCGGGGCCCUGCGGGGCUUCGCGGCUGCUCCUGGCGCACAGGCCGCGCCUGCGGGGGGCCCGGCAGCGGGCCCCGUUCCCGCUCCAAGGGUUCGUCAGCCCGACGCUGAGGGCCGGCGCCAGCCUGCUCUCCUUUCCCGAGGGCGGCGCGGGCUUUGCCGCCUGCGCGCCCCGCUGCCGGGCGGUGCCGGUGUCGGGCCUGAAUGAGGCAGGAGAUGCCGUUUCUUGGCAGGCAAGCGGGUGGGCGGCCCGCAUCCUCCAGCAUGAGGUGGACCACCUGCAGGGCAUCCUGUACAUCGACAAAAUGGAGAGCCGGACCUUUGUGAACACACGCUGGAUGGAGCUGAAUGCGUGAGCCCCCUCACGCAGCUGAGGCUGCUGUGCCCAGAGCAGGGGACUGGGUGCUGCAUCAUGGGCAGCUGGAGUGACCAGCUUGGGUUGUAAUGGGGCGAGACUUCUGCUCUGAGUGAGGGCCAGAUGGAUGCACUCUGGAGGGAGGAGGAAGCUGACUCUGACACUGACAGCAAGGAAAAUAAAUGUGUUGCACAGCUCA